UCUUUCUCAUUGAAAUCACAGACAUUAGCGAGAAAAUCUUUAAUUAGGGGAAAACAAACCAUAAAUUAAUGCAAGGAACUUUAUAAAUUGACCCAAAUUCAUCUGAUUGAUCAGUCGAUCGCUUGCGAUACAAAAGAUGGCAACCAAUACCCCACUAUUCCUCCCCCUCGUAAUGGUCGCGUUGUUCCUUCAGACCGCUUAUGGAGGUGAUUUAGGAGUCUACUGGGGCCAAGAUAGCGAUGAGGGAACCCUGUCCGAGGCCUGCGCCACCAGAAAAUAUGCUUCAAUAAACAUAGCCUUCCUCAACCAGUUUGGCCAUGGCCGGAAACCGGAGUUCAACCUCACUGCUGGUCACUGCGGUCCUUCCUCCUCGGGGUGCCAAGCAGCCAUACGGGAGUGCCAGAGUAAGGGCGUGAAGGUGUUCCUCUCCAAUGGCGCAACAGACGGGAACUACUCACUGGCAUCCAAAGACGAUGCCAAAAACAUGGCGGACUAUUUGUGGAAUAGCUACCUCGGCGGGAAGUCGUCCUCCCGCCCCCUGCGGGAGGCCGUUCUUGAUGGUAUCGAUUUCACCUUAGAGGCGGGUGCUCCCACAGACUUCUACAGCGACCUGGCAGGUUUCCUGUCUGGUUACAGCACUCAGGGGAAUAAGGCUAUCAAAACGCCCUGCUAGGAGCCCGGGACAAGGGGGCUGCGUUCAUAAAGGCUAGGAAGAUACUCCUCCGCUUGCCUGUGAAGAUGCAGCCGAAGACGGGUACAUCCCGGCCGAACGAGCUGAUGAAUUUGAUACUUCCACCCAUCAAGAGAUCGUCGAAAUACAGAGGCGUGGUGCUGUGGUCCAAGUACUUCGAUGACAAGAAUGGAUGCAGUAACGCCAUCAAUGCUGCCGUAUAAGCACCUUGCUAUGCAUUAGGGCUCCUAUUUGAGUCAAAUUUCCUUUUAUUAUGUCAUUUGAUCCCAUCAAUCAUGUCAAAAUAUCAUUAACGCCGAUAACACUGUGAUAAAACAAUUUUGAAUGGUUAAAGAGAACCUGUUUUCAUCCGAUA
Punica granatum (pomegranate) is the source of this 1046-nucleotide messenger RNA. NCBI's taxonomy places the organism in Eukaryota, Viridiplantae, Streptophyta, Magnoliopsida, Myrtales, Lythraceae. The record is from RefSeq and is a predicted model, not a curated record.